CAUUAUAUUAUCAUUAGUGACGCUUAACCUGCCGUCUGAGCAGGACUGGUUGGGCUGUAGAACGUCUCAAAAACUAAUACGUCACGACGUCGACGGUUUCUACAGUGUAAGAGAUUUGACUGAUGACCGCGGAAGACGUCGUUUCUUCACUGAAACUUUAAAGACCAUUAGGACGACCUCGUCUGAGAAGUUAUAUACGGUGACCUAAAUGAGUAAAGUCAUCAACUAGAGAUCUCCUUAAAGAACGCUAUACCCCCUUUAUGCUGCGAUCUUCUCUGGGGACGAAAAUAUAAGAAAUCUUGCUAAGAAAAUUUGAUACGGAGAAACAUUUCUCCAGAGAUUUCUUAAACAAAGACAGUAUAAUUAGCAGCAUAUAAUAGAUUUAAGUUUUAUUUUAUUAGUAAUACAUCAGGAUUUAUUAAUCAAGAUCUUGCAAGAUUUCAGAAGAUUUGAAGCUUUUAAGACUCGACACAAUAAUGUCUGAAUCAAAUUUCGCUACUGAUGAUGAUGAGAUAUUCAGAUACCCGCCCACCCCGAUGCCCACAGGGGAGAUGCCCACGUGGGAGAUGCCCACCCCGAUGCCCACGUGGGAGAUUGCGUUGACGGGGAUCUCACUGACCCUCAUCAUCAUCUUCACUAUCGUCAGCAACGUCCUCGUCAUCUUGGCUGUCUACACCCACCGGCCGCUGAGGAAGGUACAGAACUACUUCAUCGUGUCCCUGGCCGUGGCCGACCUGACGGUGGCAAUCUUCGUGAUGCCCUUCAACGUCGUCUACAUUACCAUCACCAAAUGGAUAUUUGGGAGGAACAUGUGUGAGAUGUAUCUCACCUGUGUCAUCAUGUGUUGCACGGCGUCGAUCCUCAACCUGUGCGCCAUCGCCCUCGACCGCUACUGGGCCAUCACCGACCCCAUCAACUACGCCCAGAAGAGGACCUUAAAGCGAGUGAUGAUCAUGAUUAGCUUAGUGUGGGCCAUCAGCUUCGUCAUUAGUUUCCCUCCUCUGCUAGGCUGGAAUGACUGGCCGGAUGAGAUUAGUGAGGAAAUGCAAUGUUAUCUUCCUCAAAAUGCAGGAUAUGUUAUCUACUCUGCGCUUGGAUCAUUCUUCUGUCCACUGGUCUUAAUGAUCAUCAUAUACGUUAAGAUUUACAAGGCUACCAAGAGAAGACUCCAUGAACGAGCUCAGAAGUCAAAGCUGAAAAAGCUUAAAGCUUCUCGAAAUUUAAGAGCCAUCACACUCGCAAAUCCUGACGAAAAUAGAUCAGAGCAAACACUCAACAGAAGCGUAACGCCGUGCUUGAAGUCCGACAUAGAAACGACAAGCACUGACGUGGAACACUCGGGUCAUUACAAUGCUGGGGCUACUAUUGGUUCAGUUGACGGUGUGGACCGACAGAGUGACGGCAGCGUCAUCACCAAAUUCAUUGCAAACAGACAGAGAAUAUCCCUGACCCAGGAGCGACGGCUCGUACGCACUCUCACCAUCAUAAUGGGAAGCUUCGUCAUAUGCUGGCUUCCAUUUUUAAUCCUGUACGUCAUUCUCCCCUUCUGUUCACCUUGCAAGUACCUCAACAUGAAAGUUUUCGACUUCAUACAAUGGCUGAGCUACGUCAACUCGGCCUUCAACCCUGUCAUCUACACAGUGUUCAACAAGGACUUCCGGGCAGCUAUCCACAAUAUUAUAAUGUGUCGGACAUGCUGAUAUUAACUAAAGGGUAAUUAACCAUUAUUGAUUGGAUUCAUGUCGUGCCUCUUCCCUCCUCAUUAUAUGAAUUACAUAAUUCAAAGCAAUUAUUAUCGCUAUAUAUUUAACGAUUCGUAAGUAACGACGGCCUCGCUUCCGUUAGGGUCAACGUUCUGUCGGUGAUCACCGUUCCUUACAGUCCGUCCUCAUAUCCGGGCUCUUUGUCCAAAUAUUCAGGCUUAACUCUUUCCUGAUAAUUAUUUUACUCCUAUGUUGUAAUGCCAGUUUUUAGAGUGUGUGUUAUAUAUGAUUUAUUCUGAGUAUAUAUUUCCUAAAUUAAGAAUUAUAUAGUGUGUACUGUCUAAUUUUUAUAUUUUCAACUUAAAUCAAAUACGGCUGUUUUGUUUGGUUCAUAAUAUUGAAUUGCAUAUUUGGGUAGAAUUAUCUAAAUACACUGAUGACUUUAAUUUAUAUUGUAUUACUGAUUCAAUUAAUUUAAUAUGGAGUUGAUCUGUAAGACACUAGGUUCAUUAGAAAAUAUUUCUGUAGUUUUAGGAUGAUAUUUAUUUUCAAAUUCAUAUUAGGGAAAUUAAAUCCCUUAAGUUAAAUUAUUCUAUGCACAACAUAUUCAUAGUUUGUCCCGUUCUUUUAAUUAUUUUAACAUUAAAAUCACUCACUUUUACAGUGUUCUAAAAAUAAUUGCCCACAAUUAUCAAUAUCGAAUAUCAUGCAAACAAUAAUUACAAUGAAAAAUGUAUUGAUAUUUAAGUGGUGCAAUAGUACGAGAUUGCAAAAAUUGCUAAAGUUAAAAAAAGGGAAAUUUAUUACCUAGGUUAUUAAACCUUCUUGUCAACAAUCUGGUGCCUUCAAUUUCCCGAUGGAAUCGCUAUUCCUCCUUCGGGAAAUUAAUUCCUUGAUUACAUGUAAGAAGAACCUUUUUGAUUGCUUUCUGAACAACUUAUGAACAGUUCAAACCUCGUCAUGAAAUUCUGCGACGUUCAACAAUACAAAAACAUUUGGAAUUUUGCAGUAAUAUUACAAUCGUUAUUCUUCUAACCUGGCUCCUAGUUAUUCUCCUCUAUUUGAAACAUUAAAAAGGCAAUUUAUGAGAAAGCAUUUCCACUCUGGAAAUGAAGUUCAGAGACCUAUUCAUAAAUGGGUCAGAGAGCAGCCAAGGAAAAUCUUUUUGAAUAGAAUCCAAAUAUAUUAAAAGACUUGAAGAGACGUUGUUGACAAAUACAAAAGGUUUCAAUUAUUUUAUAUAUAUAUAAAACCUUUAUAUAUUUACUACCCGAAUAUGUCCAUCGUGUUACAUAUGCAGUGAUGUGGAUUACAUAUGAGGUAAUUUCUGAAACUAACAAUCAUGAAUAUCGUGUUAUAGAAAGGAAAGUUGCAGGAUAGGAACGGGCAGGUGUCCAAGAUUCUACAAUGAAUACAUGCACAUUAAUCAAAAUUAGAGCAGUUUCUAUUCAAAAAUUAAUAAAAUAUAUUAAUGAGAA
Messenger RNA from Procambarus clarkii (red swamp crayfish), 3181 nucleotides. Its product is annotated as probable G-protein coupled receptor No18. Lineage: Eukaryota; Metazoa; Arthropoda; Malacostraca; Decapoda; Cambaridae. Gene Ontology annotation, cellular component: plasma membrane. Gene Ontology annotation, molecular function: octopamine receptor activity. The record is from RefSeq and is a predicted model, not a curated record. Gene Ontology annotation, biological process: adenylate cyclase-activating adrenergic receptor signaling pathway.